Molecule: messenger RNA, 4240 nt
Organism: Paramormyrops kingsleyae
Lineage: Eukaryota; Metazoa; Chordata; Actinopteri; Osteoglossiformes; Mormyridae
Gene: sgpp1a
Product: sphingosine-1-phosphate phosphatase 1a
Biological process (GO): sphingosine metabolic process
Cellular component (GO): endoplasmic reticulum membrane
Molecular function (GO): sphingosine-1-phosphate phosphatase activity
Source: RefSeq, a predicted model, not a curated record
CCGGCUUCCCUCACACGACCCGCGCUUGUCGGAAUCGGCAGGUCGGUGUCGCCGGAGCCUGAUGGGACAGAUGAAUCCUGAUCGAUGGCCUAAAAAUCGGGCACUUCUUCAGCGACUAUGCUCUCCAUGCCCUUAUGAAGAUACCAGCUUCAUUUCAAUACGCGCUGUUCUUUAACGUCGUUACAGUCUUACUGUUUUAUCGGUGUUCGGUAAAUUAGGGUCACCGCAUUAUUCUGGCGAUAUUAUAUAUUGCAGAUUACGACAUUGCCUGGUUGGUGUGGUGCGUCCCAGGUUUAAGACAUAACGAUGGCGAGCCAUCUACAGAGAUUUAUCCGGCUGUGUCAGUACCUGCAGGACCCGCACCUUGUUGCAAAAUUUCAGCAGAUGUGCGGCGUUAAGGGAACCUUCCCCGGGAAAGCAACCGAAAUAGCUGGACAGGAGGAGGAAAAGCUGCAAAACGGCGACUGCAUCCUCCAUUCCGCGGACGCAGAAACGGGUGGUCUAAGCAAGAGAAAAGACAUGACAGGCUCCGGGAAGACGGCCCUUAUGAACCAGGUGAACCCGGUGCGUGACGCGGAGGAGGCGGCGAUGCGAAGCGCGCACUGGCGGCUCUCUGCUGCACCGGGCAGCGGGAAAGAAGAGGGAAAGGAGGCGGCGUGUGAGCUGUCAGAGCAGAAACAUGAAUCCCGAAGCACGGUUAAACCGCUGCGCAAAAACUCUCUGACUGGAGAUGUCGGACAGGAGUUCAUCAUCGAGAAUAAGUUUCUCUUCUACCUGUUCACGUUUGGGACUGAACUGGGCAAUGAAAUGUUCUUCAUCAUUUUCUUCCCUUUCUUAUUUUGGAACAUCGACGCCUAUGUGAGCCGGCGCCUGAUCGUGGUCUGGGUCUUGAUCCUAUACCUGGGUCAGUGCGCCAAAGACCUCAUCCGGUGGACGAGGCCGGCCUCUCCGCCGGUGGUCAAGGUGGAGGUGUUUUACAACACGGAGUACAGCAUGCCCUCCACCCACGCCAUGACGGGGACCGCCCUGCCACUUUCCCUCUUCCUGCUCACCUACGGCCGAUGGGAGUACCCCUUCAUCUUUGGCCUCAGCUUGGUCGCUUGCUGGAGCCUCCUGGUCUGCGUGAGCCGGAUCUACAUGGGGAUGCACUCUGUCCUGGAGGUCAUCACUGGCUUCCUGUACAGCCUUCUGAUCCUGGCUGUGUUCCAGCCGCUGCUGAACGCCAUCGACCACUUCUACCUGACGCACCGCUACGCCCCCCUCGUCAUCGUCACCUCGCAUGUGGGGCUGGGCCUGCUGGCCUUCAGCCUGGACACCUGGAGCACGUCCCGCAGUGACACCGCUCAAGCCUUGGGCUCGGGGCUGGGUGCAGCGCUGGCUUCCCGCCUCAAUCACCUGCUGGGCCUGAUGCCCGACCCAGCCCUGUCGCAGCUGCCUCUGUCUGCCCCACCCCUCAACGUCGCCCUGCUGGCCAAGUCAUUCCUGCGCCUGGUUCUGGGUGUACUGGUGCUGCUGGCUAUGAAGGCGGUAAUGAAGGCCGUCGCCAUCCCCCUGGCCUGCCGCAUCUUCGGGAUCCCCGGCGACGAUGUGCGCACGGCCCGGCAGCACGCUCCGGUGGAGCUGACUUACCGCUACAUGGUGUGCGGCACGUUGGGCUUCAGCUGCGUCUUCCUGGUGCCUGCCUUCUUCAGCUGCCUCAACUUGUCCUGAUGUUAUGCCGCUGGCUCCGCCCAUCCCCUACAAGAUGGGGCUAUUGCACACAAAGUCAAACAAGUCACACCUGACUUCCUUUUAAUUGUGAAUUCUUCUGAAGUUCUGCUGUUUCUUGUUGGUUUGCUUUAAUGACAAAUAUGGUUGCGUUCAACCACAAUUGAGUUUCUAUGGGUUCUGGUGAUUCCUCCCUGUACUGCUGGCAUGGCUGCCUUGGUCUGUCUGCACCAUGAAAUGGGGGAGGGGGAAGCAGGGCUUUGUUGCUCGAGAUGCGCUGCCCUUUCAGUGAUUGACCCGCGCAGCUUAGUUGUUCCACCAGUUGAUAUUUGACCCUAAUCAGGUCAAACCUGUUGUGAAUUAUCCUACUAUGCCAAACAGGACCUACCAUGGACACCCAUGGCUGUUUUCUGAUGAUGCAUGAAUGACCCCCCCGCCCCCGCCCCCCCGGUACGAUAGGAUAAACUGUGAUCAAUCCCAGGGGGAAAUUACUGAAUUGCUUAGCUGACCAUGCGAUUUGAACAGGCCACCUUUCGGUCACAGGCCCUGGGCCCCAGCGCACUGACACACACCUGGGGUGUCUCUCAUACUUCACUUACGCUACUACAUGUUGAGAUGAAGAGUAUAGUGUUACUGUGAACUGUGCUCUGUGCAGCUCCUGUACUCCACUCUGAUCACUCUGUGAUCCUUAUUCUGCACCUAGACCCUCCUCCCUCUUCAGCUCAGCUCAUUUUCCUCGGUUUGAUAUGAAGGUUGGCUAGGUGACAUUACCAGGAUUAGUCUUCUGUAGUUGUGUGAGCUUAGAAGUUUGGGAGGUCGGUCUGCGACCACAAACAUAUUGACCUAAGGAAUAUUUUUGCACCAGUCUUCACUAUGAAAGCAGAGUCAUUGGUGCUUAGAAUGAAUGAAGGAACAUUUAACAUUUAAGCCCCACCUGGAUGAUGUGAUGGCAGCCAUUCUGCACCAGUACGCUCACCACAGAGUAGCUAAGGUGGAGAAGGUGCAGGAGAGAAUUCACCAGUGAGAUACAGGGGAUGAUUAGGAGGCCAGAUUUAAAAGGGCCACAGUGGGCAGUUUAGCCAGGACAUCGGGGUACCACCCUUACACUUUCAGAAGAUGCCCAGGGACCUUUUAUGACCUCAGAGUCAGGACCUUAGUUUUAUGUCUCAUCCAAAGGACAGCACCAUUUUUCAGCACAGUGUCCCCAUCACUGCACUGGGGCAUUAGGAUCCACAGUGACCACAGGAUGGGCUAACCUGCUGGCCACAGUGUCCCCAUCACUGCACUGGGGUAUUGGGACCCACAGAGACCACAGGAUGGGCUAACCUGCUGGCCACACCAACACCCCUUCCACUAGCAACCCACUUUCCUAAUUGGUCUUCCAUCAAAGUGCUGGCCAGGCCCAAACCUGCAUAGCUUCAGGUGGAUGACCAGGUCUGAACUGCAGGUGGUGUGGCUGCUAAAGAUCAUUAGGGAGGUCAUUAGGGGAAGGUGGAGGAGGUGCCUGGCAGUUUCUUGCAAAGGGUUUCCAAAGAAAGGUUAGUAUUGAACAUAGACUAAGUACUGUGUGACUUCAGGAUGACCCUGCAUCACCUUGGUAUGUUCAGUGCUCAGCCUGAGAAGAUGAAAAGUCUGAAGCUCACGUGGGGGUUCAUGUGGUCACCUUGGACCAGACCCAGACUUUUUUACGUCUUAUAAAAGUCCAGGCACAAAAGUCUUAUUGUUAGUAGACAGUCUCGUCAACAUUCAUUUAUUGACUUUUGCUUCAUAAAUAUAAUUUUUUCUUCUGUGUUCCUAUUUUGAACAGUCCCCCCACCCAACCCGAAAAGACUAUUCAAAACCGUAAUGUGUACGUAGUGUGUUAUUUUAAACAUCUGUGGCUGAAAAUGACGUCAAACCGUAGACUUUGCCUCAAAUUGUGUUUUAACCUGUUACUAUUCUUCAUGAAAGGAAAACUGAAGUAGCCUAACUGCAUGCUAAGACCUUCAUUAGUUCCAAAAGCCUCAAAGUGUUGGUUCACAUCCAAUGUUUUAGUGCUAAAAGGAAAACAAUCUGUUUGUAAUCGUGUGUUUGACUUGUUGAUGUAUCUGGUGACCACUUUAAGCCUUCCGCCCUUUGUGGACAACUCAGUAUAUGUUCAAUCAGUGUUUAUCCCUUGAACAGAGACAUCUCCUCAGACUGUCUUGACGGAGAGAUGGAGGUCAAUACCGAUGUGACGUGGAAGAAGAGCCGAAAUUCUUACUGUGUUCGUUUCGAUUGUACCUCAUUAUUCUACAUACCUUUGUGCCUUUCUUGGUCCUGGCCAUGAAAUUCUGCAGUGAACUGCAUUAUGAUGUCAGGUGAAAGAGUGUAAAUGCCAUUCAUUACGCAAUCCAGCUAAAACAUUUCUGUACAUUUAUUAUAUGAAAGAAAAUGUUUGCUCGGUAGCCAUUGUGCUUCAAACCACAUUUGAAAAUGUUUGUCUUUAUUUCACAAUAAUGUUUGUAUUCGUUACAGGAUUAUUUACCAAUAUGAAUAAAAAUUUUGCACAUUA